Messenger RNA from Exophiala bonariae, 5859 nucleotides. RefSeq lists its product as uncharacterized. Gene Ontology annotation, cellular component: cytoplasm; plasma membrane. The transcript is spliced from 2 exons. Gene Ontology annotation, molecular function: 1-phosphatidylinositol 4-kinase activity. Lineage: Eukaryota; Fungi; Ascomycota; Eurotiomycetes; Chaetothyriales; Herpotrichiellaceae. The record is from RefSeq and is a predicted model, not a curated record. The coding region runs from base 1 to 5859 and encodes 1952 amino acids. Gene Ontology annotation, biological process: phosphatidylinositol-mediated signaling; phosphatidylinositol phosphate biosynthetic process.
AUGGACAUCGGUCAUGGUGGCCUACGUAGGCAGGCUUUUGCCAGACUUGCGGCAUUGUCCUCAAAGCCAUCCCCUCAUAAAGACGCCGAGUUCACGAGACUGACAGCUUCAAUUCCGCCCUCGAAAGCCCAGUCCAAUGGAGUUCUCGAAGGAGUUCUCCGUGCGAUCGCGCCGACUUCUCGGACACACAUGUCUCUCCGAGAAUUCGACAUUCUAUUGGCCUUAUGCGCCAGUGCUCACGAGUUGAAUGACCUUCACCACGCAGAACGGUUGAUAACACAGCUCAUAGCAUAUCUACCUGAAGCUCAUACCCAAGUGUUUGCUGCCUCACCAUUUCUACAUGAGAUAAAGCCUGCUCCGUGGACAGCCUUGACCUAUCAGCUUACCAAGGCCCUCCUUAUCCUAGGUCUUAAAUUUCCUCCGCUUAAGAAUAGCAUUGCAACGAGUUUCAAGUCAUACCUAAGCAAUUGGGCACAAUCGACAGCUGCUCUGGCCUCCGCUGGACUCAGUGAAGACGAUGAGGACAACGAAUAUGAGGCCAAAGAGAUAGCGGCAGUUACGGUAUCUCUGCUUGGUUUCAUGGAUGCUGCGGCGUUGCAUGAGAACUUCUGGUCCUCCUACGAGAGGGUUGAGAUGAUCCGAUCCUUGAAGGAAAGUCUCUCCGAAUCUUUCCUGAUUGCCGUGGAAACCGCAUCCUCUGCAAUCAGGACCUCCGUCUCCUCAGAUCAAGUUACAAGAGACUGGCGGAGAUACCUCAAACGAUUUGCUGCACAGGGAAUCCCUGUCGGUGCAAUGAUGCUGCAGAAGGGAUUCAUGAAACUAGUUCUUGCAUGCACUGCUCGAAUGCUUUGUGAUGAGCAUACUGUCCAGUGCGGGGAUAUUCUUGAUCAAUACAUCGCGGGAAGUCAUUUGCAUGGCGCGAAAGAUGAAGAGGUCACAGACGAUAUGGUCGAAUAUCUCGUUGAAGUUGUGACGGAUCAAAUCAACGUGUUGGAAGAUGGCUCAGACUAUCUUCAAUUGAGCUCUGCGUGGCAGCAACGACUGGCUUUCUCCGUCAAGGCACACGCUUUGGAAGCUUUUCUGCACUGUCUUGUUCUGGAUGACGAUAUAGCGGAUCCUGAAGACUUAUUUGGAUGGUUGGAAGAUUCAAUCUCCAAUCAAGUCCAAAUGGCCGACCUCGAACUCGCUGACAUUGCACUCAAAAGUCUGGCGGUUGUGGCGAAGUUCAUACCAGAGUCAGCAUCAAAUUAUGCCCGGAUACUCCUUCGAUUUAUUGUGCAGGGAACUUCACAGCCACAAGCAGUCACCAUGGCCUCCCAAAGUCUGUCUCAUAUUUUGCGGAUGCUGUCUCAAGACGCUGUGAUUACGACCAUCUACUCACUAGGAAACGUCCUGAGCUCACAGACGGCCACAGAAAAAGGGCAUCAACCCAACUUGUUCCCGGAGACAAAUGGUCAUCAUGGAUCACUUUCCUCCGCUUCCAGGCUGAGAACGGGCAGUGUUAUCUCAUUAUCUAUCAGUGGUGAUGAAGAAACAUCCCUCGUCUGUGGUAAUGUUGCCCAUGCAAUUGUUGUUAUCGCAACGGAAUGUAAUGACAGCAAGAUCACCGCACUUGUGCAAAUGAUGAUGUUGCAGAAAAUUGGGAGAGUCAGCCUUGUGGUUGACGCCCAAAUCGCGGAAGAAGCAGCAAAACUUGCGAUUCAUGGCAAAGAGAAUGAGUUCAGAGCAUUACUCCGUUUAUACACUCGCCUCCACCAAGAGGCAAUUGCUCAGGAGAACAGAGCAAUUUUCAAUGCUGUCCGAAAUGCACAAGAAUAUCUCGCCACGCAUGUGGACAACCGAUCUCCGUUGUUCAAAAUAUAUGCGACGCACUUGCUAGAACGAAUCGUUAGCAAGGGUGAUGUUAUCGAAGGAGAAUUCAAACAGUCUGCGGAAGUCGAGCAAGCUGCGAAAGAGAUAGCACCUCUACUGAAGCCUCUCUCUAUACUUGCAUCCCGAAAGCCAACACUCUCACAAGAUAUAGCUGAAGACAAUGAGUUGCUAGCCCUUGUGCGCGAUGUUUGGUACAAUAUUGCUGUUCAUGGCAUUACUCUGCAGUCGCGCAUUGGGCAACAAUUCUAUCAUGAACUAAGGAUAUUAGCAAUGAAUUCACUACCACUUGUCGACGAGGCUCGAGCCGAGCUUCUUGAAUCUGAUGUCGAAUUGAACACGGUCCUCCGUCGCGGGAUGAGCCCCCAACAUACAGCUGAUCAAAAGAAGAAUCUCAUUGCGAUAAUUCCUGAAAAAGAGUCUGAUAUCCGCCAAAUGAGUUAUCAAAAGGUGGUAUUUCUGAAUGCGGUUUUCUUAGUAGAGAGCCUCCGUGCAACCUCGGGCAGCUGUUCCGAGAUUUUGGACUAUUUUGCAGAUCCGAGCACUCAGACGAGCCACUUGGGUUUGUGCUUAGGCGUUGUUGCCAAUGAAGUCGUCAAAAGAUAUACCGAGAAGGUAGUGGCCGCAAAAGAAGAGGAAUUCAGUGCACCAUUUGCAUCCCGACAACUUGCUCGUAUUCUAAGUAUGUGCUGCCAUCGCAGUAGUAAGAUGCAGGAGGUCGCCCGAUCGGCUGCAAAUCAUAUCAUUGGCCUCGCCCCUUCAGCUUUGUGUCAGAAAGCAGCUUUAUUUGCGUUGCUCGAAUUGCUCUCUUUGAUGUGGUCAAGUUGUCUGGAAGCUGAUUUGGAUGAAUACGAGUGGCGACCAAGCUUGACUUCCACACGUGGAAAAAUCACGAUUGAGCUAUCAGACGAUUAUGCCUAUCGCCAACGCACUUUGAACAAUCUGAACAAUGAUGCAAGAAGGUGGGUUGCAAGCGUUAUGGCAAUCGCACCGCUGGAUGUCAAAGGCCUCCUCCAAACCUACCUCUCCGAAUUCGAUGAUACUGGUGCUUACGGGCAUGUCUCACUUGGACGAUCGUUUGCACUUGAGAUGGGAUCAAUAAUCCCUCCAUCGGAUCAGAGACUCAACGGCCUAGACAGAAAGGCCGAUUCAGUACAUAUUAAUAUGGGUUCUGAUUUCAUGGCUCAGUAUACUACACGACAGGAAUAUCGAUUUACUGGGGUCCCUGAAUACCAGCGGGGUACUGUUCAGCUAGACCGGUCAACAGGUCGCAGAGUCUCCUUUACAAACGCUCCGACCUCUGCUGUCACUGGGUUGCAGGAAUCCCUGGCAGCCCUGCAUUCCCGAACAAGUGAGGGGGCUGCUGUUAAAGCCUCGGAGGUUAAGGACGUCUUACGACGGGCUGCAGCACUUCUAUGCCAAAGCAAGAAGUCUCAAACUGCAAUAGUGCAUCAUCUUAUCAACAUACCAUUUGAGAUAUUCACGAAAGAGUCGAUCAAGCUUGGAAUCUCGCUCUGGCUUGGUGUCAUUCAUGAGAAUAGCAGGAUGGAGUCCCGUAUUUUGACCGAGGUGGUACAAGCUUGGGAGAGGGCGAUAGAUCGCAAAGAAGGCAUUUUCAAUCCCAGCUUCCAGCAUCCUGAUCCAUUUUACGUCAAAGAAGAAUUUGCCCCUUCUGACAAGGCUGUUAUUCAACAACAAGCGCAAGCCACUCACAACAUCAUUUCUCCACAUUUCAGAAUCAUUCAAUUCUUUGAAAGUCACUUCAACGCCAUCAGACUCGGAAGUGCCAAUACACAGCGGACAUUUCUUCGCAUGCUCGAACGGACUCUGGUUGCCUUCUCGAAGCUGAAUUGGCACCCACUUCUACGAGAAACGUUGUUCCACGUCGUACUAUUCGCACUACGAGUUCACAGAACGAGUACCACAACCAAUAAACUAUACUUGUGGAAAUUACGGGAUUUGAUCUUGUCAGUUGGUCUUCGUUGGUUUUCCUACCCUCCAGCUUGGUCAUUUGGUGGGAAUCGUCUUCAACUGAAGGCGGAAGUAGUGGUGAUGAGAGAAGUGUUGGCAUACCUCGAGAGCUCAAGGCAAGCAAUCCUCACAUCAUCAGCUACCAGAAAAGACGUGCAACAGAAACAACUCCUACUUGAAGCCCUUAUCAAUCACGAAAUCAGUCGUUUGUCAGUCUGGCUUUCGCCUCUCGGCUACACUGGCACUCUGGCCAAGACUGAGGCUCAACUGACUGGUCUCGCACGUGUGGCAUGGUCAGAGGAUGCAGCUCUCGCACUGCAACUUCUGCAUCGUUCUGCAAAUGUUCAAAUUCGCCAGGAAAUUCGGUUCUUACUGACUAAUUUUCCAGAGAAAGCAAUUCAUUCUGCCACGGGAAUUGACUUGCUAUUGGGUGAAGCAUUACCAUCAGAUGUCUCGUUCCAACUGAAAUACCUUCUCUAUUGGGCACCUGUGAAUCCAAUGCAGGCAGUCACAUAUUUUCUCCCUGCGUAUGGCAACCACCCUCUGGUGCUUCAAUAUGCAAUGAGAGCACUUGAAAGCCAUUCUGUUGACGUGACCUUCUUCUAUGUUCCUCAAAUUGUCCAGAGUCUACGAUAUGAUGCUCUUGGCUAUGUUGAGCGAUAUAUCGUUGAAGCUGGCAAGUUCUCUCAGCUGUUUGCCCACCAAAUCAUCUGGAACAUCAAGGCCAAUGCAUAUAAGGACGAAGACUCCCAAAUACCGGAUCCUGUCAAGCCAACUUUGGAUAAGGUCAUGGACAGUCUGAUUUCCAGCUUCUCUGGUCCUGAUAAAGAUUUUUACGAACGGGAAUUUGCUUUCUUCGCUGAAGUUACUGACAUCUCUGGGAAGUUAAAGCCGUACAUCAAGAAAAGCAAACCAGAAAAGAAAGCUAAAAUCGAAGAAGAGCUACGCAAAAUCAAGGUUGAGGUUGGUGUUUAUAUCCCAAGUAAUCCUGAUGGCAUAGUGGUUGGCAUUGAUCGCAAAUCUGGAAAGCCCUUGCAAUCUCACGCUAAGGCACCAUAUAUGGCAACGUUCAGGAUUCGAAAGACGAGGGAAGCCAUUCCUGAAGCUGGAGCGGACAGUGGAGAAAUGGUUCCAAGAUCUCCAACGACUCCACGAAGAGGUCACAGUCGCAGAAAUACCAGUGACAUUUCUAACAUGAGACUAAACGAGAAUGAUGCAUUGACUUAUGAGAUCUGGCAGAGCGCCAUCUUCAAAGUCGGUGACGAUUGCCGUCAGGAUGUGCUGGCAUUGCAAAUGAUCGCUGCAUUCAGAGGUAUCUUUAAUUCGAUUGGUUUGGAUGUUUAUGUCUUUCCCUACCAUGUUACUGCCACAGCACCAGGUUGUGGUGUUAUUGAAGUUCUCCCGAAUUCAAUCAGUCGUGAUAUGUUGGGACGAGAAGCAGUCAAUGGACUACAUGACUAUUUUAUCACUAAAUAUGGUGGCGAGCAUUCCGUCCGUUAUCAGGAAGCAAGGAGUGAAUUCGUCAAAAGUAUGGCGGCAUAUUCGGUCAUCAGUUACCUCCUACAAUUCAAAGAUCGCCACAAUGGAAAUAUCAUGAUCGACGACAAGGGCCAUAUUUUACACAUCGAUUUUGGGUUCUGCUUCGACAUUGCCCCUGGAGGAGUCAAGUUUGAGCGAGCCCCAUUCAAGCUUACGCCUGAGAUGAUCGCUGUCAUGGGUGGUGCUGAUUCCAAUACUUCCCAGGCUUACCGGUGGUUCGAAGAACUUACAAUCAAGGCGUUCUUGAGCAGCAGACAAUAUUGUGACAAGCUUAGUCAUCUUGUCAGUCUGAUGUUGGACAGUGGCCUCCCAUGCUUCAAACCAGAAACUAUGCGCAAUUUCCGAGACCGGUUUGUCCUGGAAAAGACCAAUAGAGAGGCCGCGGAAUUUAUGCAUGCUUGCAUCAAGAAAAGUGCAGGAAACGUGAGCACAAAGGUAUAUGAUGAAUUCCAACUUCUGACCAAUGGUAUCCCUUAUUGA